Molecule: messenger RNA, 444 nt
Organism: Acaulospora colombiana
Lineage: Eukaryota; Fungi; Glomeromycota; Glomeromycetes; Diversisporales; Acaulosporaceae
Source: the annotation of a GenBank genome assembly
GAUCCAGUGCCGAUCCAUGUACGUCUAUCCACUCCUCUCCUAGUCUUGCGUCCUAAAAAACACUUAGUGAACGACUUUACCAAAUGGGUCGAUAAUCACCCAGAAGUCAUUAUCGUAUCCAUCAAUUAUCGACUGCACUUUUUUGGAUACCCUCCUACACCGGCAAUUUCCUCUGAGGAAUCGAAUGCUGGCUUGCGCGAUCAGUUCCUCGCGGUGGAGUGGGUACACCAGAACAUUGCCGCAUUCGGAGGAGAUCCCAAUAGAUUGAUACUCGCUGGCCAAUCGGCAGGCGCAGCCAGCACCGCUGGGUAUCUCUAUUCUCACCCUAAAGACCCGUUGAUCAGCGGAGCAAUCAUCAUGAGCGGAAAUGUACAGUUUACGAGCGGAGCACUCUCGUACUUUUUCACUCCUGGGGUGGUCAACAUCAGCGAGCCUUUUCAGAGG